Molecule: messenger RNA, 483 nt
Organism: Plasmodium berghei ANKA
Lineage: Eukaryota; Apicomplexa; Aconoidasida; Haemosporida; Plasmodiidae
Product: conserved Plasmodium protein, unknown function
Exons: 7
Coding region: 1-483 (160 amino acids)
Source: RefSeq, a predicted model, not a curated record
AUGAAUUUAGACAAACUUGAAAAACAAAGAUUAAUGCAAAGACGUGAAAAGCAUGUCAAGUAUAUUCCUGUCGAUAACAUCAUAAAAGAUAUCAAAUAUAAAGACAAUGACAAAUUCUAUCAAAGAAAAAGAGAUGCUGAAUAUAAUGACCAUCUUAGUAGACAACAUGAAAAGUUAAAAUCGUGUAUUCAAAUUGAAAACAGAAGAAAAGAAAAUCUUGAACGGAAUGAAAAACGAUGGGAACGAGCUGAAAUAAAUGAACGAAAUGAGCGUGAAAAGACGAAUAAGCUUCAAAAAAUGCCAUUUAAAAGUGAAAAAAAUAAAUCAAAGUGUGGCCACGAUAUAAUAAAUCAUAACUUUGUAACUAAUGAAGAAAAACAAAAACAUGAAAUCAAAAAAAAUGCUAUGCUUAGAAGACAAAAUUAUUUGUCUGAAAAAACGAACUCUUUAUAUAAUCCAAUUACAGGAGAAAAAAGAGCUUAG